Molecule: messenger RNA, 1357 nt
Organism: Hydractinia symbiolongicarpus
Lineage: Eukaryota; Metazoa; Cnidaria; Hydrozoa; Anthoathecata; Hydractiniidae
Exons: 3
Coding region: 340-1332 (330 amino acids)
Source: RefSeq, a predicted model, not a curated record
UGAAAACUUAAGCUUUCGAAAAAAGGCAAGUUCAUCGCUCGAGUGAAAUGGUUUUUUCCUUGAUUUCGAAACUUUUUUUUAAAUUUUGACAAAUUAAAUGUCCACAUGACGUCCAUUGACCUCUGCUCCAGUGAUGAUAAAUUAAAAUAUUAUAACUGAAGAUAUAAAUAUUUAUACAUAUGCUGCGAGAAUGAAAAACAAGUUUUGAAUAAAUGUAUUAAAUUUGAAAAUUUAAAAUGAUAAUAUUAUAAAAAUUUGAUGAAAAUUAGAAUCUGAAUUUUGACAAAUAUAUACACAAAUAUUUUUUAAAAGACCGAUGAAGUUUGAGUAAAAGCUAAAAUGGAAGAGAAAUUGCCCACAAUUUACGAUGAAACUCCAAAGAAAGAAACACAAAUCAAUGAAGUUUCAAUAAAAGAAGAAGUUUCCAUUGAUGUACAGGAUAGAUAUCACCAUGGCUAUAUGACUGGCUUUCCAUAUAAGAAAAAUAUUGAUGGAUACUUUAUUCAUAAAAAGAAGCAGAAAGAAAUAAUAUGGGGACAGUUGCUUAGUCCUCAAACUUGCUGUUCAAGCACAAGCAAAGAUGAAAUCAUCUGGAAGGUAAUGUUUUGGGCUGGAAUCACAUUUGCUUUCGGUGCAAUAAUCGUUGCUUUCGUGAAAGAAGAAUUCGAAGACAAGAAGAGUGAAGAUGAAGAUAAGAAAGAGCAUUUACAUUUAUAUUUAAGCGUUGUUGAGCUUGUCCUGGCAGCUAUAUCAAUUUUAAUAUCACUAUCGAAGCAUUACAUCAAGUACAAUUCAAUUAUCGAGCUGCAGAAAAAAAUCAGAACCAUUAAACAUACAGACAAUACCAGCAAUGGUUUGAGCAAUCGACAAAAGUUGUGUUUCAUUCUUGGUUUUAUGUGGUUCGGGUUCAUACUGGUUAUAACAGUUGGUUUCUUGAUAAUGCAUUUAUAUAAUAAGGACAGUCACAAGGAAUUGGAGUAUACGAAAUUUACAACAGUGAUCGCUUUAUUUAUGGUUGUGGUCUUGGAUGCUGUUAUUAAUGAUGUGAUUAGUGAUGCUUACACCCAAGCUCAAUCAGAUCAAUACAAAUUAAUCAUACAUCAGUUACGUCUGGAAUUAAACACAUAUCUGAUGCAAACAGGUUCUACGAAACGAAUCCAGGAGCUUGAGGAUUUUUUAAACUCUUCGGAAUUGUUUACUCUUCAUGAGAAACAUCAUUUUGUAAAAGCUUCACACGUUGAAGCGUUUAGCACAGAUGGAGUAAAGGUCCGUUUUGAUAAGACAACAGGAUCUGUUGUUUUAACAGCCUGCAACAAGAGUCAAGCUCAUUAAUUUUGAAUGCUGCAGCCUAAAAUAA